GAUGUGGAAGAUGCCACCAAACCGGCCAUAAUAGAGCGACAUGUGCAAAGAGAUCAUCUAGACAAGAGGGGGGGUCCGCCGGGCAUGGAGGUGAUAGCGGAUCCUGGGCCGAGUGAUCGUUCUGUCCUCACACUGCAGGCCUCACACAGGAGUGAGGAUGUUUGGCUUGGCAUGGAUGUGCAGGUUGAUAGGUGCCGCGAGCAUCUGCGGGGUUUGUCCCAUUUACAUGUCGACCCCAGAGUCCUAGCCUAUGUUCGUGCUGCAGGUUUUUUUACACUGCACAGGUUAGUGGCUACUGUGCCUUUAGAUAGAGCCCUCCUCACUGCUCUACUUGAGCGUUGGAGGCAGGAGACACAUUCAUUUCACCUCCCUGUUGGUGAGGUCACUGUGACAUUGGGAGAUGUGGCUGUACUUACCGGGUUAGAGGUUGAUGGGAGAGCUGUUACAGGCACUGCUUGUCGACAGUGGGUUGAUGAGUGUGAGAGGUUGUUAGGCAUCCGCCCCGUUCUUAGGGCUGACCUUCAGGGGUCAUCUCUUAGGAUGCCAUGGUUGAGGGAGCACUUCCAGGCCCUUCCUCCCGACGCUGAUGAGAUGAUCAUCCAGCAGCAUGCUCGUG
This is a messenger RNA of Cuscuta epithymum, 616 nucleotides long. Lineage: Eukaryota; Viridiplantae; Streptophyta; Magnoliopsida; Solanales; Convolvulaceae. The record is from the annotation of a GenBank genome assembly.